Molecule: messenger RNA, 2970 nt
Organism: Alternaria ventricosa
Lineage: Eukaryota; Fungi; Ascomycota; Dothideomycetes; Pleosporales; Pleosporaceae
Exons: 4
Coding region: 1-2970 (989 amino acids)
Biological process (GO): N-glycan processing; carbohydrate metabolic process
Cellular component (GO): endoplasmic reticulum; Golgi membrane
Molecular function (GO): nucleic acid binding; calcium ion binding; zinc ion binding
Source: RefSeq, a predicted model, not a curated record
AUGAGCCCCAUUAUCCGACGCAUUGCUGUGCUAUUUGUAUUCACUACCUUUGUCAUCCUUGCCUUUCGCCAACUCAGCGCCCGAAACGGACUCCCUCUGCCAAACUUCACCUCGUCGACCCGAAUCGAUCACGCCGUACAAUGGAAGAGCAUACCGGUGCGAAACCCGGUAUCAUCGCUCGCUCCUCUCCCCACUGGCGCCCCUGUCACCAUCCCGAGAAUUCAACAUGAGUUUGGAAUUGAGACGGAACACACCAAGGCGGAGAGACUGCAUAGACAAGCUGCUGUAAAGAAGGCAUUUUUACACAGUUGGGGAGGAUACAAGACCCACGCGUGGCUGCAGGAUGAAGUCACUCCGGUAACAGGAGGCUUCAAGAACGGCUUUGGACAGCGAGGAGCAACUCUGGUCGACACCCUGGAUACCUUGAUCAUCCUAGGGUUAGAAGAGGAAUUUGAGGAGGCCGUACAUGCCAUCAAGAAGAUUGACUUCACCACUGCAGGUGUCGCGCGUCUGAACGUCUUCGAGACUACGAUCCGCUACCUGGGGGGUCUUCUAAGCGCAUACGAUCUGAGCAAGGCGAAGCACCAUGCAUUACUACACAAGGCGACCGAGCUGGGAGAUAUGCUCUACGCUGCCUUUGACACGCCGAACAGGAUGCCCAUCACCCGAUGGGACUGGGAGAAUGCUGCUCUAAACGGCCACCAAGAGGCCGACACGCAAGCGCUCAGCGCCGAGAUAGGAUCGCUAUCCCUCGAGUUCACCCGCCUGUCGCAGCUUACCGGCGAUGCGAAGUACUACGACGCGAUAGCGAGGAUCACCGACGUGCUCGAAAAGCACCAGAACCGGACGAAGAUACCUGGCCUAUUCCCAAUACUGGUCAGUCCAGGUCGGGAGGAAUACAACGUCGACGGAUCGUUCACAAUGGGUGGCAUGACUGAUUCGCUGUACGAAUACUUGCCGAAGCAGCACUUGCUUCUCGGAGGUCUGACAGACCAAUACCGCAAGCUAUACGAGCGCGCCAUCGAGCCAGCGAAAGAACACUUGUUCUUCCGGCCUAGGAUACCCCAGGGUGAGAACAUUCUCGUCUCUGGCGAUGCGCGAAUUAGCACCUCAGGCUCUGUCAAGCUCGAACCCAACGGCCAGCACCUCGCUUGCUUUACGGGUGGCAUGGUUGCUUUGGGUGCCAAGAUCUUCAAUCGGACGGAUGAGCUAGACGUCGCUCGCAAGCUAGUGGACGGAUGCACCUGGGCUUACGACACGAUGCCCACGGGUAUCAUGCCAGAAACCUUCCGGAUGAUGCCUUGCUUUGGAGAGGAAGAUUGCGCGUGGGAUGUGGAGAAAUGGCAUGCCUCUGUCAGGUACUCCUACUCCAACAACAUCCACGCCGAGCAUUACGACGUUCAAGAUGUCAUCAAGGAGGUGGGACUGCAGCCUGGUUUCUCUAAGAUUGGGGACCCGCGAUUCUUGUUACGCCCGGAAGCCAUCGAGUCAGUCUUCAUACUCUAUCGUAUCACCGGCGACACCACCCUCCAAGACACUGCCUGGCGCAUGUUCGAGUCCAUCAACAACGCCACUCAUGCAGAAUUCGCCCAUUCUGCCAUCGCCGACGUCACGAUACCACAAGGGCAAGAGACACUCAAGUUGGAUGAAUGUGAAAGCUUUUGGAUGGCGGAAACUCUAAAGUAUUUCUAUUUGAUCUUUAGCGAGCCAAGCCUUGUCAGCUUGGACGAAUAUGUAUUAGAGCGUGCUGAGCUUGAAGCAAAGGAGUUUGCGGCGCGAGAAGCAGAAGAGAAGGCAGCCCAAGAAGCUCAAGAACAAGCAGAGCGUGAACUCAAAGCACAGGCUGCUGCAGCGCGUGCAGCGCAAGAAGCAGAAGAACAUGCCGCACAGGAAACCCACGACCGGGCGGUACGAGAAGCUCAGGAGUUUGCAGAACGCGAACUCAGCGAACGCGAUGCCGCAAUGCGCGCAGCACAACACGACACACUAGGCGCUGUAUUGGAAGCAAAAGAGAAAGCAGAGCGCGAAGUCAGAGAGAUGAUUGAGCGUGUGGCCAAAGAGACAAUGGAGCGCGUGAUCAAGGAGACGAUCGAGCGUGUCACUAAAGAAACCGUAGAACGUGUCACCAAAGAGACCGUAGAGCGGGUCACUAGAGAGACUGAAGAACGUGUCACCAAGGAGACCGUCGAGCGUCUCAAAAGGGAAAUGGCAGAGCGUGACGCAAAAGCGGCUACGGAGCAACAAACGCAAGCCUCCACAGAAGCAGAUAAGAUGAACGGGUACAAGAACGAGAAUGAGCUGUUGGAGCCUUCGUCAACGAACACGUCGCCCGUCGAGCCCUCGAUCACCGACAGCUCAGCAAUUCCCAAGGAGGCCAAGAAGAAGGCGACUCGCCCACCAGCCACUUGCUACACCUGCAACGAGGAAGGCCAUUUCGCCCGCGAUUGUCCUAUGAAGCAUGCCAACGCCACCGACGAUAAUCCACCUCUACUUCAUACUGGUACAGAUGCUACGCCGAAGAUCGAAGUAACGAGUAAGCCGCCGCCACCAACGCCUGCACCCGCAAAGCUUGUGGUUAAGCUUCCAGCCUCUCGUAAAGCUAAAGCAAAAGAGGUCGCGAACGACACCACUGCUGUACCUCCGGAGGCCAAUCCACCUUCCAUGGACGCCGCGGCGCCUCAAAAGCCUGCUAAACCAAUCAGAGCGCCAAAGAAGAAAGCUUUACGACCAGCACCUCCGGAGGGCCAAGGCGUUAAUGGCGUCCCUAUUUUGAUUGAUCAACCCAGCAUUCUGCCUCCAACCAACGGUACCGCAAACGUGUCUUUUUCGGGGCAAGCAGGCCAGCCAGCCAAGAAGCCGAAGGUGAAAGGCCCAUUGGCUUGCUAUGUGUGCAAAGAGGUAGGACACAAGGCGAAGGACUGUCCUGCGAAGAGUGAAGGACACAUGUUCAAUGUCGUCAAUUACUGGUAG